AUGCCACCCUUCGUAUCGUCGACUUCCGUCUCCGCCAUCACAGACACGGAAUCUGCCUCGGCCCGAAUCUUUCAGAUUCCUGAAUUGGUUCUCCUGGUCGUAAAGAACCUCGACUCAAAAGACGUGUCUAGUGUGACAAAAACCUCCCGACUCCUCCACACCGUCGGCGAGCCAUACCUCUUCCGUAGGCUGUUGCUCCUCACAGCUCUACUUGAACCCUCACACGACAAUGUACCCAAACCAGCGCGCAGUCUAGAGGGCGUAGCCAGGAAUGCCGGUUCUCUCACGACCAUCGUAUUGGACGACGAUAAACUCUUGCGCCACUACUACACCUGUCUCCGCAAUACCGUGCGUGACAGGGAGCUCCUGCCUCGAGUACUAACAACAGAUACGUCCCCAAACCCAUCAAUGGCGUCGGUCAAUCAGCACCGGCAGCAGCGGCAGUCUCUGGUUUCAACGUCGACUCGGUUCCAGUGGUCUCUCGAGGAUCUUUGCGCAAAGGCGGUCAUUCCUGCUCAGGCGCGGUAUUGUCUCCAGGCUAGCCCUCUUCUCACAGCUCUCCGUCUUGACAACGUCAUGAUCCCAAACCGUAUUUAUGCUGACUAUUGGGCGGUGACAAUCUCAGGACUCAGGAUGCUUGAGACACUGUCCAUGAAGUUUGUAACGCCUGAUUCCUCUCGGCCGGAUGACCUUCUCUCGACCAUCGUCCUCUGCAGUCCUCCAUCGCUCAAGUCGCUAUCGCUCGGAGUUCAUCGCCAUACAGAUGCCCAGCGUCUCCUCUUCCGCGAGAACCCAGACAACGAUCCGACCUUCAAGCUGCUGUUGAACGCCCAGCCCAGCGAGCCGACCAUCACUCGGGACAAGGACUCUCUCCUUCCCAAUCUGACUGAAUGGAACGUGUACAGCCCCUACCUUUGGGACUACCAGACCUACCGCAGUAUUCUGCGACGGCUCCCUAACCUCGUCUCAAUGGAGUCUCCUAACAUACGUCUGGACACUUCUGUGAACAGUUUAGCGUACGCCAGAUUUAUCGUCAACACUUGCCGGGGAUUGAGGAACCUGUCCUUCAACGCCCGAGUGAGCGGUGGGGAAGUAGAGCCGGUGCUUGCCAUCAUGGGAGCCAUGAAGGAAAACACUCUAGAAUCCCUCAACCUUCAUGGAUACAACUAUUCGCACAACGAGUUGGCAUCGAGGUUGACCAGGCACUAUACCUCUCUACGACGACUCGAGUUCCAGGGCAGCGGGAUUGGUGCUGGGCUGCUUCGAUUGAUCCUUGUCAACUGCGCAAACCUCGAGGUGCUGAAGGCAUUGGAGAUUCCGGUCCGUUUAGAGCGCCUGAUUCAGGAGAGGUGGGUAUCUACCAGGAUCCAGGAACUCCAUAUCAGCAUCGACGCAGGCGAACCCGAGAUCCCCAUCCGACCAAACAACCGGCGCCAUUUCAGCAUGCAGCAUAAGGAGAAGGUGGUGCGAUUGGAGAAACUCUACCGACAACUGAGCAUGCUCACAGAGCUGAAGGUGUUGGACUUGAGGUUGUACACGUCUACUGCUGAUCGUCACUUCAAUGUGGAUGUUGGCCCACCACCCUUAACUUACGUCAUGUCGGGCCUGUUGACAUUGAAUGACGAGGGCAAGGAUGGUGGACUUUGGGGUGGCCUUCAGUUGCUGUCUGGGCUCAAGAACUUGACAGUCCUCAAAGGCCUGUUCGCAUUCAACGUCGCCACGUUGCCAGGUUUCAUCAUGAGAGAGAAGGAUGCCAGAUGGGUCGCUGAGAACUGGCCAAAGCUGGAGAGGAUCGAGUUCUAUACAGGAGACCAUGCCGUCGACUCUGCCGACAUCCUGUCCUCUGUUGCGUGGCUCCGAUCCAUGUUGCCCCACGUAGAGUUCGUCCCCUUUAACUAUAUGUGA
Messenger RNA from Linnemannia hyalina, 1905 nucleotides. The record is from the annotation of a GenBank genome assembly. NCBI's taxonomy places the organism in Eukaryota, Fungi, Mortierellomycota, Mortierellomycetes, Mortierellales, Mortierellaceae.